Molecule: messenger RNA, 768 nt
Organism: Nematocida parisii ERTm1
Lineage: Eukaryota; Fungi; Microsporidia
Exons: 1
Coding region: 21-329 (102 amino acids)
Source: RefSeq, a predicted model, not a curated record
UUAAAAACCUAAUUAAACCCAUGUCUAAAGUCGGUCUAUCUGGAGUCAGAAUAAGAGCAAUUAACAGAUGGAUUAUGGGAUUAUUGCCCGGAAAGCCAGGGCCCUGCAAAUGCGGGAUACACAAGCUUUCGCGGAUUAUGGAUAUGGUUAAUUACCCAUGGGUGCAACAGAAAAUACCCGGACUUUGCGAUAAAUACGCGAAGGGACAUUAUACGGAAAACUCCUCACUCGCCUUAAAUGAGUGGGCAAAGAAGGUGGACUACGCUUUGGCCUUAACGGUAGGCCGGCCCAAUUAUUCAACCAUACACAGGUUAGCACUAAAGCAAUAGCCUGAUAAAACUCGCGGCGGUGCAAGACAUGAUUGAUAGCUAUACUAGACGUCCAAUAAUAUAGUGAAAGAUAAAACCCAGCUGUAAAUGGUCUGAUGACUAGAGUAGAAACUUCCUGGAUCUGGAUGCUGAAAAGAAGGCACUUCUCUUAAUUGCAUGUAAUCCUCCCUUGGGAGUGAAAUGUAGUCCGUCUUAUAAGGGCUGGAUGGAAAGAAGAAAGAAAAUGGAGAAAGAAGCUGCUAGCCCUUGUGAAUAGUCCAGGGCAGUUUUAGUAACUGCUGGCUGGUACUUUUUGAAUGGGAUCCCGGUGAUAGCGCACUUAACACCUGGAAUAACCAUGGAAGUAGCCCAUAAUAACCAAUUGUACUACGUGAUUGUUUGAUCCAAGAGAAAAGUCUAUUUCUUGAUUCUUUAAUAAUGGAAUUAGUGGACCCCUGGA